AAUAGAGUCCAAAAAGCCCACAACCCAACAUUCUUCGAAUUAAACCCUAAACUACAAUUGCUAUAAAACCCUAACAAAACCCUAAAUCUCCAUACUUGAAGAACCAAAAAUGUCAAAACGAGGGCGUGGAGGGUCUGCUGGAAACAAGUUCAGGAUGUCACUGGGUCUACCGGUGGCGGCGACAGUGAAUUGUGCUGAUAACACUGGUGCUAAGAACCUUUAUAUUAUAUCAGUAAAGGGUAUAAAGGGUAGGUUGAAUAGAUUGCCAUCAGCUUGUGUAGGUGAUAUGGUUAUGGCUACUGUUAAGAAAGGGAAACCUGAAUUAAGGAAGAAAGUUAUGCCUGCUGUUAUUGUUAGACAACGUAAACCUUGGCGCCGAAAGGACGGUGUUUUCAUGUACUUUGAAGAUAAUGCUGGUGUGAUUGUCAAUCCCAAAGGAGAAAUGAAAGGUUCUGCUAUCACUGGUCCAAUUGGGAAGGAGUGUGCUGAUCUAUGGCCGAGGAUUGCUAGUGCAGCUAAUGCAAUAGUUUGAACAAAGAUUUAACCUGCAGAUUAUGAUGCCUGAUUAUUGUAUCUCAUAUACAGAGUGGUAAAUCUCUCAGAUUCUGUGGCCAUGGAUUGCUGGUUUCGAGAAGCGAGAUUGAGAUUUAAAUCAAAUCAGGCACAAUACAAAUUUAUCGGUUUUAGCUGUCA
Lycium ferocissimum is the source of this 693-nucleotide messenger RNA. RefSeq names its product large ribosomal subunit protein uL14-like. Bases 110 to 532 code for a protein of 140 amino acids. Gene Ontology annotation, molecular function: large ribosomal subunit rRNA binding; structural constituent of ribosome. Gene Ontology annotation, cellular component: ribosome; cytosolic large ribosomal subunit. Lineage: Eukaryota; Viridiplantae; Streptophyta; Magnoliopsida; Solanales; Solanaceae. The transcript is spliced from 4 exons. Gene Ontology annotation, biological process: translation. The record is from RefSeq and is a predicted model, not a curated record.